This is a messenger RNA of Liolophura sinensis, 2414 nucleotides long. Its product is annotated as leukocyte receptor cluster member 8 homolog. Lineage: Eukaryota; Metazoa; Mollusca; Polyplacophora; Chitonida; Chitonidae. Gene Ontology annotation, cellular component: nucleus. The record is from RefSeq and is a predicted model, not a curated record.
CAUCAAGCUUAAUCAGGGCAAGGGAGGACCAAGGAAGUCUACUUGGUCAGAUUAUUUAUCCGCUGUAUGAUGAACACAAAUGAAUUGAUCACAUCACAACCAGUUCAGAGCAACUUUGCACAUUCAGGAAUUACAUGUCUGCAAGUGGACGGUGACAAAAUAUCAAAAGACACCCCCACUAUGUUUCCUAAUAACCCUGAAUGGGAAAAAGCGAGAAAAGCUUUAGAGGCUGCCGGAUGUGCUGCAGCUAAAGGACAAAGUGAAGAGAAGAACACAACAAUGGGGGUUAUCCCAGCUCCAGUUCAGCUGACUCCCCCACCCCCACCUCCACCCCCACCUCCACCGCCAAGUGAACCUAGCUAUCAGACUGCUGCUGAUACCUGGAAUUACUACCAGCAGCAGCAACAGUAUGCUAGCAUGUAUCAGCAGCAACAUUACAACUAUAGCAACUACUACGAAGGGGACAUGUACAACAACUUUGAUAAAAUGGAUAAUUACCAUAGUGAACCAAUUCAUCACAUGCAAGGGAACUCCUACGAGCACAGUCAAGCAUGUACAGCAUCUUCGCCUUACCAAACUGGACAAACAAGGCAUAUGAUGCCAAACAGACCUCAACAUGGCUAUACAGGCAUAAAUGGAUAUCCUGGACCAAGACCAAAACAGGCACCCGGGUCAGGUGGCAUUCGCUUCCAAAUUCCUAAGAGAUCUGCAGUAUCCCAAAAUAACGCUAUGAACCAACGAGCACCUGGGCCAAGAUACAACAAACCCCCAGCACCUCCCAAAGACACAGCUACAAAUGCUGCUUACCCAUGUAAUUCCAACAACUUGGAAAACUCCAUGGAAUCUGAGUGUGUGAACAGCAAUGCUCCAACACAGAAAGAUGGAGAUGCUGCUAUGGCAACAGGGGAAUGGCCACCAUCUCUAAAAGACUACGUCCAAAGAGCCUUUGCUAGUGCAACUCAAGAGUGGCAUAAAGAUAAGGUGGAAAGACUGUUAAAAGAAAGACUGACAAAGGCCUUCAAUGAUGGCUCUGCUUUCACUUUAGAUUGGAGCAAGGAACCAUUACCUGUACUUGAGACUGCUCCUCCAUCAGCGAGGGGAGAUUUCAGACAGAAUGCCCACGUCGGGUUCCAGAUGAUGGGAAACAGAGGGCGUGGACGACCAUCUCCAGCUAAGCGCCCUUUCUCUAGAGACCUUGUGCCCACAUACAGGCGAUCACGCUCCAGAUCCCGAAGUACCAGCUCUGGUCGCAGCAGGAGUCGCUCUCGUUCACCAAAUUAUAGAAGUCGACGGAGGAGAAGAUACUCCAGUAGCCCGAGUUCCUCAGGCACGGAGCGAAGCACUCCCCCACGGGGCAGCUCAUCUAACAGACGGACAUCGCGAGGACGUAGGGGUGGGCGAGGCAGAGGACGUGGCAAAGAUAAAACUCCUGAUGACAAAUUUGGCAACAGGAACAAUCAAGGCAAACGAAACAAGAAAGACAAAAAAAGGAAUUUUAAAAUGGACUUCAAUGAUCCUGACAAAGCUGCACGUUUGAUGAAGCGAGCUGCAAGAUUUGGACAUCAACUUGGAGAAUCUCGGAAAGAAACUCUCUCUCUGAGUAUCAACAAUUUCACAUCGGGGCAAGACAGUGAUACAGAAAUGGACUGGGCCUCUGUGCAUAUUGUUGGUACUUCUCAGGAGCUGGAGAAAAUGUACCUGCGGUUAACCACGGCUCCUGACCCACGGACUGUCCGCCCAGUAGAAGUGCUGAAGAAGUCUCUCCACAUGGUGCAGCAGCAAUGGAAAAACAAGCAGGAUUACAACUAUGCGUGUGAACAGAUGAAAUCUAUAAGACAAGACCUUACUGUACAAGGUGUGCGGGACAAUUUCACAGUACGGGUUUACGAGACCCAUGCUCGGAUAGCCAUGGAGAAGGGUGAUCAUGAGGAAUUCAACCAGUGUCAAACACAGCUGAAGAAUCUGUACUCAGAAGGAAGAGCAGGCAAUUGUAUAGAGUUUACAGCAUACAGAAUACUUUACUACAUUUUCACAGCUAACACAUUAGAUCUGAACACAUGUCUGGCUAGUUUAAAAGCAGAAGACCAUGAGGAUGAGUGUAUCAAACAUGCCUUAGCUGUUCGCUCAGCUUGCUCUUUAAACAAUUAUGUCAAAUUCUUCAAAUUAUAUACCGUGGCUCCUAAAAUGUCUGGCUACUUAAUGGACUGGUUCCUUGAAAGAAUGCGGAAGAAAGCUCUGCAAUCCAUUAUCAAAGCUUAUCGCCCCACGCUGCCAGUUGAGUUCUGCCAGUCAGUGCUUGUCUUUGCUAAGCGGGAAGAGUGCGAGCAGUUUUUGUCGGAACAGAGCGUUGUGUUCAGUGCCGACCGUACCAAGGUGGACUGCAAGCAGAGCAUGACCACAAUGUCCUAGCAGAG